AUGUCGAAGGCGCAAGGUCAAGGCAAGAUCAGAAACCUCGGAGUGUCGUUGGCAAGCCGCUCAUUUGAGUCACCAGUGCACCGCCGAGCCUUGGGCUUCAUGUCAAAGAUGCAUCUCGCUGAAUCUGACCUGCGACUUCCAUCCCCAGCCUCGGAGAAGAGGUCGAAAACCCGGAGUUGUCGGGAAUUACGCGUUCGUCCACCCGUGGCUCGCUCCCCAAGUCAUGUUCCUCCAACCUUGAUGGAUAGGGGCACAACACGUGUUCCACAAGACGCUCACUUCCCAGACUCGCUAACUCGAUGUUCACCUAGGAGGAGCAAUGGUUUCCGUGAACCGCUAUCCUCGGACGGUCUCGGUGAUCAUCAAGCCGUGGAGCAGCCUCGUCUGAGGGCUUCAGAAAAGCCACCACAUGAGAACUUGAUACUCGGCCAAGAUGAAGACGUGGUCUACAAGUCAGGAGCCUUCCUGGUCGAGAACGAGACUUCUGGCUCUCCACAGACUAAUCUACGUGCUGGGCGAUCCAGAAAGUCCAACGGUCCGAGCGCGGAGGCGUGUCAGAGCGGGACGAGCUCUCUCGACACCAUAGCGAUACUCGACAAAUUUGUGGUGACGGGCGAAUUCAGCUCCAGCUCUCCCGAAUCCUUCUGCUACCCCAUCCUCACUAGCAAACGCGCUCUGGCUUCGAGCGAGCUGAAGGUCCUGCUGAGCAAAAGCCGAUGGAUCUUAGCGGAUACCCCACAGCUUCAAAACCCCUGCCUCGACAAAAGCGGUUUCUUUCGUGGACUUCGAGAAUUUUCCAGCGGCGAUGUCAGAGAGGCUGACAAGCUCAAGGCUCUGCAGAUCACCAUCAUGGUCACCUUGAUCGUUGCACUGAUGAAAGCUCUCGAGGAACAAUCAUACGACCCUGCAAACGUGCCUGGGUGGCAGGAGUUGACAAUGGCAACGCGGCUCCUGUCCCGUGUCAUGUGGUCGGGGAAAGGCGAUCUCAUGACCCUCCAGUGCUGCAUCGUGAAGGUCCUCGCCUUGUUGUACAUCGAGGAGCAUGAUCUUGCGUACAGCGCCUUGUCCGAGACCGUCUGUUUAUGCUUUCAAAUCAAACUGAACCGCCAAUCAACCUGGACCCAGUGCGGCCCCUUCGAGACGCACAUGCGGCAACGCAUAUUCUGGACCAUCUUCUGCAUCGACCGGUCAGUCGCACAAAUCUGUGGAAUGCCCUACCUGGUGCGAGAUUCAGAAGUCGGCGUCGAACUUCCCGACGUCGUGGAUGGACAGCCACUAGAUGCCGACGGGAGCUGGCCAUUGUGGAGCAGCGACGCGAUCGACAUGAGAUAUAUACGCUGCAUUGUGAAGUGGUGCCAAUUGAGUGCGGAGGUCUGGGACGAAAUGUACGGCAAGGGCUCGAACGACUUGAACACCGAGGAAUUCACCGCCAUCACCGACGCCAAAUUAUUUCUGCUCCAGGACAGCCUGCCGGAUUACUUGAAGUGGGAUCCGGAGAAAGUGGGAACUCCAGACGCAGAUCUGGUACCGCGACAUAUAAGUCGACAAGCCUCAAAUAUACAUUUGCGAAUAAAUCAUCUGAGACUGUUGCUGAGACGACAAUCAAUGAUGAGCUUCAACUUCUCCGAGAGCGCGGCCAAGACAUGUACAGCGAUCGCCAACGACACGGUUGAGGUGAUCAGCCAAGCUCACUUUUCACAUUCCCGCCAGGAGCUAGAACGGUAUUCGUCUGUUACCUACACACUCGGCGCCGUCAUUCCAGUUGCGUGUAUCAUACUGAGAAGCAAAGGGCGACCGGAGAUUGGCCAGAAGACGGUGGAGGUGUUUGAGAAGGGCAUCGUUGUCCUUCGAGACAUUGCCUUGUCUCUCUCCAUGGCCCGGAAUGCGCUACGCAGGCUGAACAGGAUCAUUUCCGCCGUGGAGCAGGUCAUCGAGAGGAUGCGGGGCAACGCCUUGGAAGCCUACAUCCCUGACGAGCCUCAAACCUCGGGGUUCGACCAUCCGGUCGACGCAGGUGUGAUGUAUCAGGAUCUCUUUGAUAUGACCUUAGAUGAUGGCACGUUUGGGUCCCUGAUCGACGGUCCCGACCUGCUGGGGUUUGACACUUGGAUAUGA
Fonsecaea multimorphosa CBS 102226 is the source of this 2115-nucleotide messenger RNA. RefSeq lists its product as uncharacterized. Lineage: Eukaryota; Fungi; Ascomycota; Eurotiomycetes; Chaetothyriales; Herpotrichiellaceae. The transcript has 3 exons. Gene Ontology annotation, biological process: DNA-templated transcription; positive regulation of transcription from RNA polymerase II promoter by galactose. The record is from RefSeq and is a predicted model, not a curated record. Gene Ontology annotation, cellular component: nucleus. Gene Ontology annotation, molecular function: DNA-binding transcription factor activity, RNA polymerase II-specific; RNA polymerase II cis-regulatory region sequence-specific DNA binding; zinc ion binding. Bases 1 to 2115 code for a protein of 704 amino acids.